Messenger RNA from Condylura cristata (star-nosed mole), 1521 nucleotides. RefSeq names its product zinc and ring finger 4 (gene ZNRF4). The record is from RefSeq and is a predicted model, not a curated record. NCBI's taxonomy places the organism in Eukaryota, Metazoa, Chordata, Mammalia, Eulipotyphla, Talpidae. Gene Ontology annotation, cellular component: nucleoplasm; cytoplasm.
AUGCGGCUGGUCAUCAGCAAGAGUCCAGGGAGCUCAGGCUCUGAGCCGCUGGGAAGGGACGCAGCCGACAGCCCGAGGAGCUUGGAGCCAGCCUUCCGGGCUAAGCCCCUCUUGCUCAGGGACGCAGGCAUUCUGUGGCGGCCCAGGCCCCAAGCCUCUGAGCAUUCUGGGAGCAGGAUGAUGUCACAGAGGCCGGGGGUAUCUAGAACCGGGACUCCUUACCCCAGCGUCAUCUGCCAGCAAGGUCAGCUGGGGAGGUUUCCUCCCUUGACCAGCCUUCCAAGACACAAUGCCCUCGGCGCUGCCACCGGGGACUGCCUCUGCCUAGGCUGCCCGGCCUCCGCGCACAGGCACGGCGCCCCAGGGCGGCUCUGGAGAUGAGCGGAGGCCUCAGGUCCGCAGUCCCCGGCGGGACCUAGCGCACCGACAGCCGGCAGGGGGAGCUCGGCCAUGCGGCAGCGGUGGCCCGCGCCGGCCCCGCGGGUGGCCCAGGCCUUCCUGAUCCUCUGGACGCUGCUGGUGCCCUCGCGGGCCGUGGUGCGGGCAGUGCUGGAUGGCAACUCGAGCUCGGUGGACUUUGCGGGCAUGCCUGCCCUGUUCGGGGCGUCCCUGGCCCCCCAGGGCGUGCGGGGCUACCUGAUGGAGGCGAAGCCGGCCAACGCCUGCCACCCCAUCGAGGGCCCGCGGCCGGGCAACGGCUCCCUGGGCGCCAUCGUGCUGAUCCGCCGCUACGACUGCACGUUUGACCUCAAGGUGCUCCACGCCCAGCGGGCCGGGUUCGAGGCGGCCAUCGUGCACAACGUGCGCUCGGACGAGCUGCUGCGCAUGGCCCACGUGUACGAAGACCUGCGGCGCCAGAUUGUCAUCCCCUCGGUGUUCGUGGGCGAGGCCGCCUCGCAGGACCUGCGGGUCAUCUUGCGCUGUGACAAGUCGGCGCACGUCGCCCUGCUCCCGGACUACCCGCCCUGCCCUGACCUGGACUGCCACCCCGUGCUGGCCAUCUCCUGGCUGCUGGGCCGGGCGCUGGCCCUCAUGACCUCCUCCUUCUUCAUCCUGCGCCACCUCUGGCACUGGCUGUGGGCCUGGUGGACCCGGGGGCCGGCCACCAAGGUGCAGGCGGGCCAGAGGGCCCAGGUGCGCACCUUCACCCGGCGCAACGACCUGUGUGCCAUCUGCCUGGACGAGUACGAGGAGGGCGACCAGCUCAAGAUCCUGCCCUGCUCCCACACCUACCACUGCAGGUGCAUCGACCCCUGGUUCUCCCAGGCCGCCCGGCGCUCCUGCCCCGUGUGCAAGCAGUCGGUGGCCGCCACGGAGGAUGGCUCUGACGCCACGGUGGAAAGCUGCAGUGACGAGGACCCCUCCCUGCCCGGCCACCGGCCCCCCAUCUGGGCCAUCCAGGCCCGGCUGCGCUCCCGCAGGCUGGAGCUGCUCGCCAGAGCCAGCUCACACCACCGCUGCAGCGCCGCGUCCAUGGGGGCCGUGGAUGGGCCUUUGGAGAGGCCCCCCGAGCCCCUCUGA